AUGGCGGACGCCACACGGGUGGCGAGCUCGUCGGCUCCCAGUUCCCCCUCAGCAGAUGGGACGUGCGAGCAUGCAGGGAGGGAAAAUCCGCACGAGGAGAGCGAGAGGCCGGCAGUCGACCAUCCCUUCCCCCACUACCUCGUGUCUCCUGCGAUCAAGGGAGUGCGAUGGAAGAAGGAGGCUGCAGGCUCGAGCUUGUCGGAGGGGGUGCAGCAUCCUCAGAUGCUCAAGAAGAGGAGCGCAAGCUGGGCGUCAGGCCUGACUGCCAUCGACGAUGACAGCUCUCAGGCAGACGAGCACGAGGAGGCGAGGGGGUCCGAGCCUGCUGACUUCGAGAACCGCAUCCCCUUGCUCUUCGAGUUCUCUCUCGUCGAGGACCUGGCGACAGGAAGCUCUCUGUACCGCCAGCGGUCCAGGGAGAGUGCGGCGAAGAUGGAGAUUAGGUGGGUAAGAUUCCUGCAGCUGCUGAUUCACUUGGCGGUGGCUCCAGCGUUCCUCUCCAUCCCCAUCCUCUCGAGUGCCAGGUCCAAGGGCUGCCUGCUCCAUCUAGGAAAGCACUUCAAGAUCCUCUUCUUUAGCGGCAAGGCGCUGGUGCGGCCCGCGGCUUCCCUCGCAGCAUCUGACGCAGGAGCGUGGCAGGAGGUGCUCUGCUCUAUCCUGCUGAUGACGAUCAUCGCAUGCUCUUACUGGCUCUACUACAACGGCAAGGACACUUACGAGACCAGGGAGGUCCUCCUCCUCUACCUCAUCAUCCUGGCCACGUACUCAGCCAUCUACUCGCCUGACCGGCUGGGAAGGUACUCGUUCGACGACCUCGAAGACCUCAUGUCAAACGUCUCUCCGAAUGACAAGAAGGCCGAGCUCGACAAGUCUGGGCUCGACGGGGCUGAGCUGGACAAGGGGGACAACCCUUCCCCGAUGUCGUCUACAGAUGAUCUUACGAACCGCAAGAUGUCCGAGUCGUUCAGAUUCCAGUUCCAGGAGCUCCAGGAGCAGUGGAACUACAUGCAGAACGAAAUGCUGACCGUGUUUGACUCGAACAGGAAGACGUUCACCGUAUCGCUGUACGACUUGUGCCGCGAGGUUUACGUGGCGAGGAAAGAGCAGAAGCGGAAGAGUUCGCAGCUCCCGUUCUUCGGCGCCAUGGCGUUUGCCAUGACGGCUCCCACCCAUCGCCUUAUGACCCUCUGCCUGGGUCUCCCCAACGACUCGACUUGUCCUCGGAUGCGCUUCCAAGACCUCACUGUACCCCCCGUCGAGCUGCUGCGGGCAGCGUUCGGCUCCUCUACAGCCGAGGUCGCGCUUACGGUCAGCUGCACGUUGGCGAACUUCGUGAUGGGAAUGGGCAUCCUGACAUGCACAAACGUAGCUGUCGAGUCCUACCGGCGGCUAAAUCGAAGAGCAAGAUACCUCUGUGCUCUCCUCGACUUGCGCGCAGCUCGACGAGCCUGCCUGCCACAUCUCUCGAUCUCCUCUGUUUCUCAGGUACGAGCAUGGCUGGUCCUCCGCCAGUACAUCAAGAAGCAGAACUCUUCCACGUUUCUGGCUCGAUCCGUCGACUUCAUAGUCACUGUCUCGUUCUUGGUCUGCUGCGUACUCUUCCUGCACUUCGUCGUUGCAUUCUUUCGGGGAGGAGGGAACGCCCAGCUCCUGGGGGUAUCGGACUGUCAGGCCCUGAUGCUGGCCUUCAUACUGGGAAGGGACGUCACCCGCAUCAUACAGCUGGGAGCGAGGACCAAUUAUCCGGCAGUGAAGGAACAGGCUGAGAGAGCGGUCAAGUACCUGGACGUCGUCAGGCUUGCACAGAAGGACGCGCACUCGCCGCUGCACGUCUUGGGGUUUCCCUUCUCAGAGUCUCUCUUCCGCCUCAUGAUCGGCAUCAUGAUCUCGGCAGGCGGGAGUGUGCUCUCUCGCAUCGUUGGCUUCACUGUCCCGAUAACUGCAUGGAGGAUCUGA
Molecule: messenger RNA, 1956 nt
Organism: Guillardia theta CCMP2712
Lineage: Eukaryota; Cryptophyceae; Pyrenomonadales; Geminigeraceae
Exons: 16
Coding region: 1-1956 (651 amino acids)
Source: RefSeq, a predicted model, not a curated record